Messenger RNA from Helobdella robusta, 306 nucleotides. RefSeq lists its product as hypothetical. Bases 1 to 306 code for a protein of 101 amino acids. NCBI's taxonomy places the organism in Eukaryota, Metazoa, Annelida, Clitellata, Rhynchobdellida, Glossiphoniidae. The record is from RefSeq and is a predicted model, not a curated record. The transcript has 4 exons.
AUGGCUUUACAGGACGAAGGAAAGUUUGUUGAAUGGAUCCCACUCCAGAAUGAUAUCAAACUCAAGUCAGAACUUGUGAACUGUAGCACUAACAACAAACUUAUUUUUAAGUUUGAUGUCGAGGAUUUGAAAUGCGUGAAGAAACUUUCCUACCCUCCAACUCCACCUCAAUUGGUGUUCAUACUGAAGUCCGGCACGACAUGCCCUGCACUGCACUUCCACGAUGGCGGCACCUCACUGAUCAUCUCGAAGCUUGAAAAUUAUCUUCCUCUUGAAAGAACAUAUGCUGGUCAUCAGGACAGUUAG